CCGCAGAGAAGGGAAAAGCAGACGGACAACCACGAAAGUAGACAGGAGGGAGUAGGUUUGUCUGUGUGUGUGUGUGUGUGUGUGUGAGAGAGAGAGAGAGAGAGAGAGAGAGAGAGAGAGAGAGAGAGAGGAUGGCGGAGCGAAGAUGAAGAUUAAGACAAUGACGAUGAUUGGGGGCGGGAGGACAGGAAAGUAACUGACGCAACGGGGAGAGAGAGAGAGAGAGAGAGGGGGGGGGGGGCGAUGGCGGAGCGAAGAUGAAGAUUAAGACAAUGGCGAUGGUGAUGGGCGGGAGGACCGAAAAGUACCUGAAGGAACGAAGAUAGACAUGGUUUGUGGAACGAGGAAGGAAAGUUAGUCUUCUGCUGAUUGGUUUGCUGUGGUUGACGGAGGAAACUCAGUGUUCUGCGCAUUGGCUCUUUCAAAGUUGGACGUUUGUUCGCCAACAGUCCCUUUGAAUUGCGACGUCAGACAGGUGUCCCAUUGAAAGGAAAAGCUGAUGGGACGUCUUGUCGGGCUGAAAGGUGCCGGAUGUCUUGCCAAAGGAGGAAAAGCAAGUUUACUAUAUUUGGGAAGUGGUGCAAUGUGACGCGUCUGUAUCCAAUGUGGCUGUGGCGAUAUCUUGAGUCUCAGACUGGGGUGAGGGAUCGGUACGGCCACGCUGUUCAGGUUUGGAGAUCGGGAUAGACGUCCCACAGGCGAAAGCGGUAGCUGUGGGCCUGUGGCCGAUAUGUCUGUCAGUGGAGGCUUCUACAGUUGGCAGAUCAACGGCCAAGAAUCUCUCUCAUGGGUAGUGAAUCGUGCUGGUCGUCAGUUUGUGGGGAUAUUGGCCGCGUGUAUACUAUUGCUCCGGUUGUCGGCAUCGGCCGGGCGAGAUGCACCGGGCACGACGUCCGAGAACACCAUUACCGUGCUGGAAAACGAAUUGAGACCCAUUGCUGAAGCGGCGUUGACAGAUCCAGGUGUGGCUGCUGUCAGCGACCUUUUCCCUGAGGAGGCUAUGCCUCCUGGUGAUCUUGCACAACCGGGGGUUACAUACAACUGGUACUAUGUUACGACAAUUCGCCGAAACAGCUCGUUCACUUGCAUGAGCUGCCAGCAUCCCAUUUAUGCUGUUGUGUUGGGGAGUGGGAGUGUUGAAGGACAACAUGGCGACGGCAAAAUUGGGCAACGGGUUCGUACCAGGCUCUGGUACCGGGAAGAUUUCCUAAUACGUAUCCAGCACGCUACAUUGUCGGAAGGACGCCGCGGCAGGGUGGAGUCCAGGCCGCCGACUGGUUGCGGAUGCCCAUCAUGGAGCUCUUCAUGUUUCACGGAUUCGCGGUAUCAGGAGACCGGAUCAUGCAAUCAAAGUCUGAUUGGCCAUGAUCUUGUGCUUGAUAUUGCGGUAUCUUUAUCUGGCGACGGCUGGGCAGUAAUCGCCAAUUUAGCACCAUCCAAGACGUACGCAUUUGAUCCUGAUGGCGACGAGACAGAGUUCACGUUGGUUUAUGACGAAGUCGACUCGGACUCUACGUUGUUAGCUCGAUCUGUCUUUGCGAGAAUCGGCACUCCUCCACUCUUCCCAUCAACAGCGGCACCAUCUUUACUCUCCAGAUCAAGCUUGCGGCUAUCGGAAUCCAGACCAUCGAGCUCGCCGAACCAGCCAUCCAGCCGUCGUGGCCCACUACCUGCAGAGCCGUCCAGCUCCGUGGCCGCCCCGAUAUCGCCUGGAGUGAAACGGAGUCCCUCGACACCAUGGUCGUCUACGGUCAUCGCCAUAAUCUCAGUCACCUCGACGUGUAUCCUUUUCGCUUUGUUAAUGGGUGUGCUCGUCUUGCUGCAGAGAGUGGCAGUUGACAGGACCCAGUCUGGAAUCAGACGACGACGCAUUAACAGGUCAUCAUGUGGCGCUCACUCAAAUAACAACGAUCAGGACAGAAGCCCCGGUCCACCUGGUACGCGGUACGCGGAAGAUGUCGAAAAUGGACUUCCAGGAGGAGAGCUGCCCAUGCUGCAUUCCGAUCAAGCAGCACGUGUUGAUCGAACGGCGCGCAUCGAUCAACUUCCACACGCAAAGGAUCUGACGCCUGCCACACACAUGCCACUGACGAGCACAGGCAAAGUUCCUACGGCCAAUGGCGUGGCGACGGCGCGGGGAAAUACAGCCUCGUCACGAUCUACCACCCCAUCACGGAGAGCGGACCUGUUCAUGGUGCGCUCUCUGACAUUGCACGAUCUCGAGGAGAUCACGUACCAUUUCAAGCACAAGAUCGGCGAGGGAGGAAGUUCAGUUGUCUACAAAGGCAAACUGGAAGAUGGGACUGAGGUGGCUGUUAAAGCGCUUAAGGCCGCGUAUUAUAGGUGCCGUAAAGACUUUACAAAUGAAGUUAAGUUGUUCGGAAAUAUCAAUCAUAGGUACCUGGUGCGGCUUCUCGGAUAUUGCUACCACGACAAUGGGCAUUUCUUGGUGUAUGAUCAUGUCGGCAACAAGUCAUUACACGACCAUCUGCAUAAAGCUUCUGUCAACGGUGUCAAAACUGAAUUGGACUGGCCCAAGCGGGUGAAGAUCGCUAAUCAAGUGGCGUUCGCACUCGAGUACCUGCACCACUCUCUGGAGCGCCCGGUGGUCCACCGCGAUGUUAAGCCGAAGAACGUCUUCCUGACGUCCGAUCUGACAGUGAAGCUCGGCGAUUUCGGUCUUUGCAGACCUAUCGGAAAAUCGGGAUUGGUGUCAGAAACUGAUGUCGUCGGAACGCUUGGCUACAUGGCCCCGGAGGUCCUCCACAGCGAACUGGUCACCGAAGGAGCUGAUGUGUACGCCUAUGGCAUUGUACUGCUUGAACUAAUCACUGGCAAAAUACCAGAUGCGAAAUUGCAGAUUCGCGAAUGGGUGAAGAAGCAAUGGCGGCCGCGAGAUCUGACGUCGGCGGUUCGACUGGUGGAUCCUAGGCUUGGCGGUGCCGUUGAUGAAUACGAGCUUUGUGUGCUGCUGUUGUUGGGACUGCACUGUUGUCGGCGGGAGAGGGAUCAAAGGCCGAUUAUGCGAGAUGUUACACGCAAGUUCGAUGAGUUGAAGCGCAGUAGGGGAAGCAGGGACUCGACAGACGUCUCUCUUCACCACAAUCAUCAUUAUCUGCAUCACCAACAACAAUAGUAGCAGCAGCAGCAGGAGCGCCAGCAGCAGCGCCGUGAAUACCGGUAAUAUCCUCAAGGCAUAGGGCCUCGCUCCACGGCUCUCCACAUACACAAAAGACAAAAAAUAUGGUGGUGUAUGCUUCCAUCCAUGUUCUAAUGGAAGAUUCAUUCUCAUUUUGCACGUUUGGAGAGAAGUGGAGCGAGGGCCAUAGUCAGCGCAGUGUCACAUGAGGAAUGUGUUAAUCAUUUUAAUUGAUAAUAAAAUAAAAGACGAAGA
Chara braunii is the source of this 3394-nucleotide messenger RNA. Lineage: Eukaryota; Viridiplantae; Streptophyta; Charophyceae; Charales; Characeae. The record is from the annotation of a GenBank genome assembly.